CGGCCGCCCAUGACUUCCAGCGAGAUCGCCAUGCCCGGCGAGGUGAAGGCCGACCCCGCCGCGCUCAUGGCCUCGCUGCAGCUCCUGCCGUCACCCACGCCCAACCUCGAGAUCAAGUACACCAAGAUCUUUAUUAACAAUGAAUGGCAGAACUCAGAGAGUGGGAGAGUGUUCCCUGUCUGUAAUCCAGCCACAGGAGAGCAAGUGUGUGAAGUUCAAGAAGCAGACAAGGUGGAUAUAGACAAGGCAGUGCAGGCGGCCCGCCUGGCCUUCUCUCUUGGUUCUGUGUGGAGAAGGAUGGACGCUUCUGAAAGAGGACGUCUGCUGGACAAGCUUGCAGACUUGGUGGAACGGGACAGGGCAACUCUUGCAACUAUGGAAUCACUAAAUGGCGGUAAGCCAUUCCUGCAAGCUUUUUACAUCGAUUUGCAGGGAGUCAUCAAAACCCUGAGGUAUUAUGCAGGCUGGGCUGAUAAAAUUCACGGAAUGACCAUUCCUGUAGAUGGAGACUAUUUUACCUUCACGAGACAUGAGCCCAUCGGAGUGUGUGGACAGAUUAUCCCGUGGAAUUUCCCCCUGCUGAUGUUCACCUGGAAAAUUGCUCCCGCACUGUGCUGUGGUAACACUGUGGUCAUCAAGCCUGCAGAGCAGACACCACUCAGUGCACUGUAUAUGGGAGCCCUCAUCAAGGAGGCUGGCUUUCCACCCGGGGUCGUCAACAUUCUGCCAGGGUAUGGGCCAACAGCAGGGGCAGCAAUAGCGUCUCACAUUGGCAUAGACAAGAUUGCAUUCACAGGCUCUACUGAGGUUGGAAAGCUUAUUCAAGAAGCAGCUGGAAGAAGUAAUUUGAAGAGAGUAACUCUGGAACUUGGAGGGAAAAGCCCUAAUAUUAUUUUUGCAGAUGCUGACUUGGACUACGCUGUGGAGCAGGCUCACCAGGGUGUGUUCUUCAACCAAGGCCAGUGCUGCACUGCGGGGUCUCGAAUCUUUGUGGAGGAGUCCAUCUAUGAGGAAUUUGUGAAAAGAAGUGUGGAAAGAGCCAAGAGGCGCAUUGUGGGGAGCCCCUUUGAUCCCACUACUGAGCAGGGUCCUCAGAUUGAUAAGAAGCAAUACAACAAAAUCCUGGAGCUCAUCCAGAGCGGUGUGGCCGAGGGCGCCAAGCUCGAGUGUGGAGGCAAAGGACUGGGAAGGAAGGGCUUCUUCAUUGAGCCUACCGUGUUCUCCAACGUUACAGAUGACAUGCGGAUCGCCAAGGAGGAGAUCUUUGGUCCUGUCCAGGAAAUUUUGAGGUUUAAGACUAUGGAUGAAGUUAUAGAAAGAGCCAAUAACUCAGACUUCGGGCUUGUAGCGGCUGUCUUCACUAAUGACAUCAACAAGGCUCUCAUGGUGUCCUCUGCAAUGCAAGCUGGGACAGUUUGGAUCAAUUGUUACAACGCCUUAAAUGCUCAGAGCCCCUUCGGGGGGUUCAAGAUGUCUGGAAAUGGGAGAGAAAUGGGUGAGUUUGGCUUACGGGAGUACUCAGAAGUAAAGACCGUGACGGUGAAGAUCCCCCAGAAGAACUCCUAAGAGGCCCAGGCCGAAGAGCACCAGUGUGCCAAGACUGCCACCUAUCACCAGGCCUCCUUCGUCAUGCCCUGUGGCCCGCCCGACGUCGGUUUACCACUCUUGCCUCACAACAAGUGAGCUUCAGCCUGCAGAAGGGGAGCUGUGAAGCAAGCCUGACUCUCCUUCCUUCCAACCCCACCCCCUUCCCUCUGCCUUCCAAUGAACCCCAUUUUGUGUGAGCAGCACUGGCUUCCUUCCCUUCUCUCCUGAGCUGCCAAAUCGAAGCCAGUCUCUAACCUGGGUGAAUACCAUUUAUUUAAUAAUGCCAAACAUAACCUAGGUGUAGAAUAUGGUCAUGUAUCUAUUGCCUUCUCUAUUUAAUGGUUUUUUGCUUUCUAACCAAACCAGUUUUCAGUUUUCUAUUUAUAACCUGCCUGUCCACGAUGUUUUCAAGCAAGCCCUCCAUACUGUUACUGACAAAUGAGGACAACGCGCUCAGCAGACAGCCCUGACAUGGGCUUUGAGUCCUUCCAGCAGGCGCCCUGCUCUUCCUACAGCGCACCCAUGUGAACACACGAUUAACCAGCUAGCUCCCUUCAACCCACAGUAUAGAAUGUGAAAAGGAAGAUUUAUGACUUUUAAUUUACUUCAAAAGAAACCUCGUGCUAGCAAUAAAGCAUUUAUAUUGUGUACACCUCG
This is a messenger RNA of Rattus norvegicus (Norway rat), 2244 nucleotides long. It is a transcript of the gene Aldh1a2, whose product is annotated as aldehyde dehydrogenase 1 family, member A2. The transcript has 14 exons. The coding region runs from base 10 to 1566 and encodes 518 amino acids. NCBI's taxonomy places the organism in Eukaryota, Metazoa, Chordata, Mammalia, Rodentia, Muridae. Gene Ontology annotation, biological process: retinoic acid metabolic process; liver development; cellular response to retinoic acid. Gene Ontology annotation, molecular function: retinal dehydrogenase (NAD+) activity; oxidoreductase activity; aldehyde dehydrogenase (NAD+) activity. The record is from RefSeq and is marked validated. Gene Ontology annotation, cellular component: cytoplasm.